AUGAGUAAGGAGUCUACGCUGUCCCUGAUAAACGAUCAGCUCAGUUACCUGAAUGACAUAACCUCAACUCUGACCAACUGCUCGUAUGGAAAAAACGUCCCGAACGAACUGUCCAAAGCGCAUCUUGAUAGAAUAUUUAACAAGGCCGAGUAUGAUGAUGAAUUUGAAAAUAUAGACGGCUUCAAGUUGAUCCAAUUAGGCUGCAAGAUUGCUCGUUUGAUGGAGGGCCCAGUAGAGGAAUUCUUUGAUCAAUUGGAAAGGCUGCCGAAUAACGACUUGAGGUCCUAUUCGCCCAACGGUUUUGAUUCAGACUACAAAUUAGAUCUAGUCGUCGGUCUCGUUAACAGUUUGCUGAAGCUACUUACCAGUGACAUAUUCAUAAACUACACACCAGGACAAACUUACUAUCAGAUAAUUAGCACCAGUACUAACAUCACCAAAUCUCGUUCAGCGGAUAUUCACGAAAUGAAGGCAACCUUGAAGGUUUGCAGGUACAACAAAAGCCUGAUUGUCAAGAAACUUAUUGAGCAAAUCGCCAAAGUGUUCAAGUUUCUGAAGACAUAUGUACUGUCAGUGAAACUGACCCAGUACGAUGACAUCAAUAGUCAGUUGAUGAAUCUGAAAAUUUUGUGUAAUGGCUCAAUCACUAACAAAGUUCUCAAGAUUUUGACUCAUUUGAGUGAGACCUUGGUAUCGGAGAAUGUGCUCAAAAUAAACCAGUUGCUGGAAUGA
Komagataella phaffii GS115 is the source of this 732-nucleotide messenger RNA. RefSeq lists its product as hypothetical. Lineage: Eukaryota; Fungi; Ascomycota; Pichiomycetes; Pichiales; Pichiaceae. The record is from RefSeq and is a predicted model, not a curated record. Bases 1 to 732 code for a protein of 243 amino acids. The transcript has a single exon.